AAUACUGCAUGCCCAAAACAAGUGAAUGCGCAAACCUCCCCCCGCCCAGCCCCAGAGCUCUUUGAAGGAGAACAAGGUGAAAGUCCCCAGCAGCUGCUUUCCUCCAUAAUCCUGACACCUGAGAUCAAGAAUGACUCAGUCCAGCCUCUGCUGGAAGCGUUCCCAUUUUUGAUCCAUUUUUCUCAAUGGCAUUUUUUCACAGGAUGCCCAAGAAAAAGCUCUGCUGAAUCGAUCUCCAUGUUAAACCUGCCCCCAUUUGAGUUGGCUUGUCAGACACAAAGGCUCUCAAAGGACAGGGAAACGGAUGCUGACUCCAACGCAGCAGCUCCUUUUGCUUUCCACAAGGGAGAUGAUGAUUUAAUUCCGGUACCAGGAAGCCCCUUCCUCCAAAGUCAGAUCGUUCAUCUACUAGCCUGACACUUCCUGUUCAGCAGGUUUCUCUGAGAUGAGCUGACGUGGAGUCCUGUCUCCACCCUGUUCCUCUCCUCUGCAGCCUCAGUCCUGCUCUUUCUGGGCUCCCCCAUUUCAUCUCUGCAAAUAUGCUCAGGAAAAGGGCCCAGGACCCCAACGUCAGCUCCCUGAUCACCCCCAACAGUUGCCCUUCACUGCCUUCUGCACUGUAGGAGGCUGGCAGGCACAGCCCAGCUCCUCCCUCAUGGCCAUUGGCUGCUGCUAGACCGGCCCCUUCCUCCCCAGCCAGAGCUUUCAAGAUCUCUUUGAAGGGGCCCAAUUCUCCCACAGAACUCACCAGGGCUUCAACAUGGCCACCAUCAAUGAUCAGGCAGUUUUGCAAACUAUUUUCCACCCAAAUGUUCCCUUUGAUGAAGAUUGGCAGGAGGAGCAGGAGAAGCAACAACUAAUCCAAGAUUCUUCAAUCUAUUUCUCACAAAUCAUUUUCAAGUCAGACACCUGAAAGGGAUGGUGGGCUGGAGAGAUUUUGCCCAUCGCUCUCCAAAACUCGGAUUGGGAGAAGAAGGCGACUUUGAUCCUGAGCUGCUGAGGCAAACCACUUACCUGGAGGCCCAGGGAAUUGCAGCAGCUGAAGAAGGCGACCUGGAGCUAGCCCUGGAAAAGUUUAACCAAGCCAUCCAGCUGCUUCCAGAGCGAGCCUCAGCCUUCAACAACCGUGCACAAGCUCUUCGGCUCCAAGGGGAUGUCGCAAAGGCGCUGGAAGACUUGGAGGCAGCACUGAAGCUCAGCAAAGGGGCCGGCCCGGUGGCCCGCCAAGGCUUUGUCCAACGCGGGCUGAUCCAGCGGUUGCAAGACCAGGAGGAAGCGGCCCGGCGAAGCUUUGAACAGGGGGCCGCCCUGGGCAGCGUCUUUGCCCGCCGGCAGCUGGCACUGAUGAACCCUUACGCAGCCCUCUGCAACCAGAUGUUGCUGGAACUAAUGAGGAAGGGGGGAGAAGGAGACCUGCUGAGCCUGGCUGCGACGGGGAGGGAAGGGGGGGGCGAUGGGGCAGCUGAAUAAAGCCCACGGCUUGAGACUACCA
Messenger RNA from Crotalus tigris (Tiger rattlesnake), 1492 nucleotides. It is a transcript of the gene TTC36, whose product is annotated as tetratricopeptide repeat domain 36. The record is from RefSeq and is a predicted model, not a curated record. The transcript is spliced from 4 exons. The coding region runs from base 919 to 1470 and encodes 183 amino acids. Gene Ontology annotation, biological process: cilium assembly. Gene Ontology annotation, molecular function: protein binding. NCBI's taxonomy places the organism in Eukaryota, Metazoa, Chordata, Lepidosauria, Squamata, Viperidae.